This is a messenger RNA of Astrephomene gubernaculifera, 2141 nucleotides long. NCBI's taxonomy places the organism in Eukaryota, Viridiplantae, Chlorophyta, Chlorophyceae, Chlamydomonadales, Astrephomenaceae. The record is from the annotation of a GenBank genome assembly.
AUCCACAUAGCUAUUUAGACAUACUAUACUAUUGCGAUAGAAAGUCAUGUUCACUGGUAAAUAGGAUUUUAGCUUGUGAGGUCAACAAUGGCCUUGGCGACGGGCGCGGCUCCUAUGGACGUCAACCUUCCGUCCUUUCCUAAGAACAUUAUGCUGGAAAUAGUAUCAAAGUCCGUGGAGGGAACGUGCCUGCAUGACAGGCUCCCGCUUGCCAUGUGUCCAUGGAACGAGGACUCCCUGGCGGCUGCUCUUCAAAACGGUUCAGCUGAUACCUUCUUCCUUUAUGAAGAGGGUGGCGCGAGCCAACAGAGUGCGCGGAUCGUUGCUAGCAUCGCUCUGGUACUUAAGGACCAUGUCCUGCGGCGCUUUUGUUGCCGCGCGGAUGUCGUGGCGGCAUUGGAGGAAUUCAAGUGCACCAUGCUAGUAUGCGGCAGCUUUGCCGUUAACGAGGACGGGGCGUGGGCUCGGAUACGGCGGAUGAGGAGGUUGCAGCGGCAAUGGAGGGCGUAAGGGGUAGGUCCACCCAAUGCACCCACUUGCAGUACGUACUGGAGGCGGGGCUCUUGUACAGCAAGGACGGGCAGGGACAGUACCCUAUCGACUUGCUGAACAAGUGCCCUAUCAAGGGCAAUGCUGGUAGGGCCGCCGCGAGGAUUCGGCAGUCCAUGUACUUGCAGUACGCUGGGCGCCUUGGCGCGCUGUGCAAGAAGGAUGCUCCAAUCGCACCGUUGGGGCUGCUACUGGCGGUGGGAGCUUCAUCCUCGUACAGGGAAGCUGGGGAGCUUAUCAACCAGUACCGGGCGGCUAGGAAAUCUGGCAAUCCGCCCGCUCGGCCAGUGGUGGCAUUGGCGCGGCGCUUCUUUGGCAUCGCGCCGGAGCCUCCGUCCGUCAACACAAUCCCCAACACGGCUGGUGGCGUAGGCGUUCGGAUUGAGGUCGACGGAGGUGGCGGUGCUGCUGGUGGCGCCACAGGCGGUGCCGCAGGGGGUGCUGGAGGUGCUGGUGAGGGAGUGGCCGCGCCCUUGGAUCAAGGUGCGGCCCAGCCUGGUGCGGCGGCCACCACAGCGCACAGCAACGAAGAGGAGGAGCCGGAUCUGGCGCUGAUUAACUUGGAUGUCUUUGGUGUCGAGCCGCCAGUGCAGCAGCGUGCGCCACGGGGUCGGCAGCGGGCGUCUGGUCUGGAUGACGACCUCGGAGCCCGUGGUGGCAGGAAGAAGCAGCGGACCGGGGCUGCUAAGGUGGCGAAGAGCGGUCGUGGUGGUGGUAGCGGGAGGGGAGAAGUUGGCGGUGGAAGAGGGCGUGGGCGGGGCGGCAGGGGCGGGGGGAGGGUGGCGGCAGUGGUUGAGUCGGAAGAAGAGGAGGAUGGGGGUGACGAGGAAAUGGAGGACGACGAGGAGGCAAGCGGGGAGUCUACUGGGGAGGGGCAGGAGGAUGACGUGAGUGUCCGGGAUACAUCGGAUGACAGCAGCAGCAGCAGCGGCGGUGGAAGCAGUGGCAGCAGCGGCGAACGGGCGGGCGGAAACCGGCAGCAGGACCGUAGGCAGCAGGAACUAGAGCAGCAGCAGCAGCGGGGUAAGAAGCAGCAGGCAGCAGUUGGGGCGGCAAAGGUGCCCAAGGCAGGAACUGGGUCGAGUGGCCAGUCUCGGCGUGUGCGGGCUAACCGCUAGAUAGAGGCAGACUGGGAGUAGGUUGUUUGCAAUGGGCAUAGAGUAGCUGUGAGUGGAAACAUGGUUCGUAGAUAGGUGAUCCAAAGUUGGGUUGGGUUGGCUUCACGUGGUGUACCUUUUGUAUUGGUUUGGCCGUGAUUGCUUGGAUGAUUUAUUAUUAUAAGCUUGGAUGACUUGAUAGCACAAACCUGAUACCCAUGACCAUACUUCUUAUCUACCUGCAAUUUUUGACGUGCAUGAUCCUAUUUCGUUGCAGGGGCGUUGGAGUAGGUUAGUUCAGGGACUGUAGGCAAGAUGUUUGAUAUAGAUAGGCAAUGGAGUAGAUAUUGGACUAUGGUAAGCUAGCUUAUGGAUUGCAUUGGGGGCGUGGGGCUUCCAGGGGCGUGGUCCCUUCGUAUAAUGGUGGUGAGCAUUCGUAAAAAGGAGGAAGGGACUAGGCUCAUAUGCAGCUUCUGACCAUGUAACGAAAUGGUG